Molecule: messenger RNA, 877 nt
Organism: Vitrella brassicaformis
Lineage: Eukaryota; Vitrellaceae
Source: the annotation of a GenBank genome assembly
AUGUCAGGUGAGGUGAUGGCAUCUGAAGCCGUGAGUCGCUUCAAGGUGGCCAUUCAAGGCAAAAGCGUCGAGGAGAUAGCCACGCUGCUCAAUCAGCAGGACAGGCAGAACUGGGCUGCAUGCGUGGCGGUGCUCGACGAGAAGGUUCGAGGGAGAAUGGUGGCCAUCCUCAAGCAGCGCCAUGAAGCGAAAACAGCAGCAGCAGCAGCAGCAGGGUCCUCGUCAAGCAACCAGAAGACGACCGACUUAAAACAACCAGCAGCAGCGGCAGCAUCUACGAGUGGUCUACGGACACUUGCCGCUCUUGAGAUUGACGCCACCACAUUGCGCGAGACCCUCUCCUCGAUGCCGUCCGCAGGGCGCUCUUCACGUUUGGCGACGCCCAGGAAUGCUCAGAGGCUAGCGCCACGGCAGCCCACCACUACCUCAACCACUGGCUGGCGGCUCUGGUGACCGUCUUUGAUCAGUGCGACAGCCAGGCGGGCGGCAGGGGAGCGGCAGCCACCAAGUUCAUGGCCUUCCUGAGCGAUGUCUUCCCACAAGAGAUGUCCGAGUACGACACGAAGAAGGCAGUGACGUCCAAGGCGACCGAUGCCAUAAAUGACGAAGGAGAGGACAUCGAGGCCCUCACACACAUGGCAGCCGCCGCCCAAGAGCAGCCAGAUGGUGAAGCUGCUGCACCGGCGGCCAUCCAGGACGGCCGCUGUCCCGCUGCGGACAGUCUGCUCCCCCCUGAUCGCUUCUUCCACCGUCUGGCCUUCAGAGAUGCGCGCAGCAGGUCGCUUUGUGCGUGCAUGCGGCCACCGCAGGCCGCGUCUUUUUGUAUGUGUGUGUGUAUGUGUGUGUGAGUGGUUUCUUUCUUUCUUCUGCGGGCUAA